AUGUUCGCGCCAGACGUCGAUCUCAUCAUCGACUUUCGCGUCAGCAAGACUGUUUCGCCGUCCAAGCAGCAGACGAGGGAGGAGGCGAGGAAGGCGGAGAAGCAGUACAGUCGGUUGAUUGAGAUAUUAACCUAUGCUGGGCUGAAGGCUGUUGGACGGAGAGGAGAGUCGUUGGGACAUAUUUUGGUCUUUGUGAGCUGUCCCAAGGGUCUGUUGGACAAUCUUAUCAAACGCGAGCGACGAUCCGACUUUCUUUCUGGUCUUCCAGUCACCCCUGUCGCCACAGGGAGCACCGUCGAGCCCCUUUCACCGGCAGAUCGUAUUCGAAUCGUACACUCAUACAUUUCUUCGACUCCCGCGGAUGGUGGCUUGGGCAUCUCACCUGAUUCUCCCGAGUGGGACCUCGUGCAAGGCAUAUUCCCUCUUCAGGACCGCGAAUUCAACAAAGUCUGGGUCAAGGCAUGGAAGCCUAGCACUAUUGCGUCUGUCAAUCUAGGGAAGGUUCGGGCGCAGUUCGGUGACGCUGUGGCGUAUUAUUUCGCAUUCUUGUCCUCAUACACCACCUUCCUCGUGUUUCCAGCCAUCCUCGGCAUCUUUGCCCACUACGUCCUCCUGCCCUACUCCCCUAUCUACUCGUUCCUCAUCGCAAUCUGGGCCACGUUCUUCGUUGAAUGGUGGAGGGUCCAUGAACGUAUCCUCGCAUUGCGAUUCGGCACUCGCAACUCCUUCCGAGUAGAGAAACGACGAGCGCAGUACAAGCAGGGUGUACCAUGGUGGCGGCGCGAACUCCGAAUCUUCCUUACCCUCCCCGUAAUCCUCGUCUUCGGAGCAGCCCUGUUCGCCAUCCUCACCGGUAUCUUUGUAUUCGAAGCCUUUAUCACGCACCUUUAUCAAGGACCUGGCAAGCAGAUCAUUGGAUUCUCACCGACAAUACUCUUCGUUGUUUUGGUUCCCCGGUUCCUCGCCCUCUAUCAUGCAUUGGCGGUUCGCCUCACGAAUUGGGAAAACCAUGCCCACCAAUCAACCUACACCUUCUCGAUGACGCUCAAGACGUUCGCGUUGGGAGCACUUGUGGCAUACUCGGGCCUCGCUCUCUCGGCAUUCGUUUACGUGCCAUUCGGAGAAGGCGUGAUGCAUCUCGUCCAGAGGUUGUUGUUCGACCCUUCGAAAGCUGGAAGCGCAAGCGGGCUCGCAGCGAUGAUUAGCAGCGUGCUGAAUGGAACGACCAGUGGUCUGGAGGUAUCCGAGAAGGACACUGCUGCGGGAGGAACACAUCUUGGACUGUGGGACAUGGACACCAUGAACGCACGGAACAAGCUCAACCCUGCAAGAUUGCGAGACCAAAUGUUUGCAUUCACGGUAACCAACCAGAUUGUCAACACCUUCACUGAAGUCGGCCUCCCUUUCGUCCUGCGCGGCGUGAACACGUUCUUGAAGAAGGGCAAACCGACCAAUGGCAAUGGUGACUCGCUCAAGAAGAAGGUUGUGUUUGAGGAUGAGAAGGAAAGGGGCGGAUUGGAGGAGCGUGCAUAUUUGGAGAGGAUACGGAGUGAGGCGGCGUUGCCCGAGUAUGACCUGUUUGCGGAUUACAACGAGAUGGUGGUGCAGUUUGGGUAUGUUGCUUUGUGGUCUACGAUUUGGCCUCUUGCUGGCGCCAUGGCCUUCAUCAACAACAUCUUCGAGCUUCGCUCUGACGCUUUCAAGAUCACCGUUCACCACCGCCGGCCUAUGCCAGUCCGAACGGACACCAUCGGGCCCUGGCUCGAUGCUCUAACCUUCCUGACGUGGUUGAGCGCACUGACGAACUCGGCAUUGCUCUACCUCUUCUCUCCUUCUCUCCUUUCUACACCAUUCCAGACGCUCGUCAAUGUCACCGACACGGACGCACCAGCCAGUGACGCCAAACUGACGGCAGAAGAACACCUCGUCGCAGCUGCAGGUGGAACGGGCUCACCGAAUGCAUGGGGUGUGGACGCCUCUGCCAGUCCCUCGAACGUCGGAGCGACAAAAGAGCUGCUGUUGAAGGCCGCGCUGGUCGCUCUGGUCGCUUCGCAUGUCUACAUCAUCGUCAAGGCUCUUAUUCGACAUGUCGUGGAGAAGAUCUGGUGGAAGGGCAGCUCAGAGGUGGCCGAGAAGGAGAGGGAGGAGGUUGAGUUGAAGCAGAAGUUUUUGAGUGGGGUUGGAGUGCAGGUGGAUGGUGGGGAAGAUGGGGUGCCUGUGGUGGGGAGUGCGGUGAAGAAGGAGAGGGAUGUUAAGGUUGCCAAUGCACCCCUAGGCGAUCCUGAAGGGUUCUGGGACCAUGACGAAGGUGUGGAUGAGAUUCAGAGGAUCGUGAAGGAAGCGUAGAGUUGCUUUCUUUUUCUUAUGACCAGCUUCGGACGUUAAUGACUAUUGUCUUUUUUGCUAAUUCGUGGUUUACCCUUUCGUUCUAUUUUGUUUGCUGAGCUGCCUCCACGCUUCCGUUAUGCCAGUCGAUUCCUCUGUACGAAGGAUUGCACCGGGUAUCCAACCUGCCUUC
This is a messenger RNA of Coprinopsis cinerea okayama7#130, 2518 nucleotides long. RefSeq lists its product as hypothetical. Bases 1 to 2346 code for a protein of 781 amino acids. NCBI's taxonomy places the organism in Eukaryota, Fungi, Basidiomycota, Agaricomycetes, Agaricales, Psathyrellaceae. The transcript is spliced from 4 exons. Gene Ontology annotation, cellular component: cortical endoplasmic reticulum. Gene Ontology annotation, molecular function: chloride channel activity. The record is from RefSeq and is a predicted model, not a curated record. Gene Ontology annotation, biological process: chloride transmembrane transport.